CCAGAGCCCAGAUUAGGAGGAGGAGCCUCAGUGGAGGAAGUAGCUCCACAGCUUGGAUGUGUGUGUAUGUGUGUAUGAAGAGCAGUUACCUCCAUAGUGAGAGUGUCGCUAACCACUGGAUUGUUAACGCCAAAAAAGACAAGAGGAAACCUACACGCGGAGUUAAACCUUAUAGCUUUUGUAUCUGACUUUCUUGAGGCACAGGUUGAAGCCGGUCCCAGAAGCGAGGCAUUAUGCAUUCAGACUGCAGGCUGCUAUGGGCAGAGCGGUAAUGGUGGGCAGGGGACCGACAGGGGCCGGGGUUCUCGUCCUGUCGAUUCUCAUCAUCCUCACCACGGAGGGCUGUCGAGCGCAGAAAGGUGAUGGCUGCGGUCCCAGUGUGCUUGGCCCCAGCAGUGGGACUCUGUCCUCUCUGGGUUACCCGGGGACGUACCCCAACAACACGGUGUGCGAGUGGGAGAUCAGCGUGCCCCGCGGCGACAGGAUCCACUUUCGCUUUGCCGAGCUGGACAUAGAGGACAGCGACUGCCAGGUCAACUACCUCCGCCUUUACAACGGCAUCGGACCAGAGAGGAGUGAGAUUGUGAAGUACUGCGGUUUGGGUCUGAAGGUCCAAGAGCUGAUCGAGUCCACUGGAAACCAGGUCACCGUCCAGUUCAUGAGUGGGACCCACCAUACCGGACGAGGAUUCUACCUGUCCUACUCCACCACUGAACACACAGAUCUAAUCACCUGCCUGGACAAAGGAACUGAUUUCCCCGAGGCAGAGUUCAGUAAAUACUGUCCGGCUGGCUGCUUGACAUCCACAGAGGAGAUUUCUGGAACUAUACCAAAUGGCUACAGAGAGUCCUCUCCUCUGUGCCUGGCAGCCGUCCAUGCAGGUGUGGUGUCCAACGCUGUGGGAGGGAGGAUCAGCGUGGUCAACAGUAAAGGCAUCCCUCACUAUGAAGCCACACUGGCUAACAACGUCACGUCCACUGGAGGAACUUUAUCAAACAGCCUCUUUACCUUCAGGACCAACGGCUGCUAUGGGACUCUGGGUUUUGAGUCAGGUGGUGUUGCGGACACUCAGCUGUCUGCGUCCUCAGUCUGGGAGUGGAACAACAUCAUCGGUCAGCACAGUGUGUGGGCGCCAUCAGGGGCUCGGUUAAAGAAGGCCGGGCUGCCCUGGGCACCUUCUCAGAGCAACCAAAAUCAGUGGCUGCAGGUCGAUCUCAAGAGAGAGAAGAGAAUCACAGGCAUCAUCACCACGGGCUCUACGCUGAGAGAGUACCAGUACUACAUUUCAGCAUACCGGGUCAAGUACAGCAACGACGGCCAGCAGUGGUACAUGUACAGAGAAGCUAAUUCUACACAAGACAAGAUUUUCCAGGGCAACAUCAACUACCUGCAUGAGGUGAGGAAUAACUUCAUUCCUCCGAUUGAAGCCAGGUUCGUGAGGAUAAAUCCAGCCUCAUGGCACCAGAGGAUCGCGCUCAGGUUGGAGUUGCUCGGCUGCCAGAUUCCAAUGAGGAGGAGGACCGAGCCGUCGCCAAGGAUGUUUAACCCUCCUGGUAAUUCUCCAACUUUCAGGGGAACAAAACAUCCACCUCACCUCGGCCAAACCACACACACCCCAGACAUCAGAAACACGACCAUGCCUCCUCACACAAGCAAAGAUGUGGCGUUGGCAGCAGUUCUGGUCCCUGUGUUGGUCAUGGCUCUGACUGCUCUCAUCGUGAUUGUGGUUUGUGCCUGGCACUGGAAGAACAGGAAGAAGAGCUCUGAAGGGACGUAUGAUCUCCCUCACUGGGAUCGCACAGACUGGUGGAAAAGCAUGAAGCAGCUGUUGCCCUCCAAGAUGGUGGAGGCCGAGGAUUCAGUUCGGUACAGCAGCAGUGAGGUGGGCCGGCUCACAGGGCGAGGAGCUGUACCUAGACUACAUGCUGAACCUGCAGAGUACGCUCAGCCCCUGGUCAGUGGUGUAACAACAUUAGGUGCCCGGUCUACAUUUAAACCAGAUGAGGGGCCUGACCCUGGGUACUCGGAUCCAGACCUGUACGAUGCUCCAAUCUCACCAGAUGUCUACCACGCCUAUGCAGAACCUCUUCCGGCUUCUGGAUCUGAAUACGCUACACCCAUCAUUGUAGAUAUGGGCUGCCAUCCAUCUGGGAACUCCACAUUGAACCAGCCCUCCACAGUGUGUAGCUUCAUGGGUGCUGGGGCGACCUCCCUGCUCACACAGACGGACAGCACCCACUCAGGGAGGUCCGCCUAUGAUACACCCAAAAACGCCACUGGACAGGCCACGCCCCCUGAGGAUAUGACCUAUCAGGUACCUCAGAAUAAGCCAUCAGGACAGAGCUGAAGAGCCUGGAUGCACAUGGCCUUAAUCUGCCCCUCUCCUCCAACACAACCCGAUGGACAGAGAUGGAGGGCUGUUAAAGGAGGAGGAGUGAACCUGUGAGCCCUCAGAGGAGGGAGGGCCUCAGUCUUGAAUGAACACUACCUUAGCUUUAGAUUCAUCUGGAGAUGUCUGUAUUGCCUUAAUGUUUCUGCAUGGCCACAAUCUGCUUGUGUAGUGCCAUUACAGUCCUAUCACUGAAACCACAACGAUGAAUGUGUUUGAGGUGGAGACAAGAUGGAUGAAUGGAUGGAUGAACAGAGGGAGGAUAAAAAGGAGAAAGCUGACUACUAUUUGAAAAGACUGUGUCCCUGUUCUGUGAUUCUUUAGUAGGUUGUUUUUUUGCAUUCUGUGAAACUGUGAUUUCCAUUAUUUCAUUAUUGUUCUGUUACAAAGUGAACCAGGCUUGGCUGAAUGUGCCUCAUGAGUCACAAAGCAAAGGGUUUUUCUUAUUGAAUUUACUUCAUGUUGCAUCAAGUAACCCACAUCCAAGGUCCAAGAAUUCCACCUUUCUAGUUUUCCAUGGUACGUUCAUUUUUUUUUUUGUCUUUUUUCUUUAAAAGCAUGACUUGAAAUUGUGUAUAGUUCUUUAAAUUCCAUUACUGCAAACCUGUUCGAACUCUCAGAUGAUUUAUUUAUUUUUAAUUCACAUCCUGCUGAUAAGGAGAAACUCUUGGUAAAAACAGGCCCACCGCUCUUCUCACUGGUUACAGAACACAUCAUUUGGGGUUGCACUGUUGUGAAAACUGUACUGACAGAGAGUAGAUACUACGUAGAUAUGGUUUGUUGACUUGAAAAGACCGAUCUGGUGAAAUUCCCCUUUUUAAAAAGAAAAACAUUUUUUGACAUACUCAAGACCAAAUGUUUCCUUUUUCUGUGUUUCUGCGAUGUAAAAUCACAACAGAGCCAACUUUCAUUAUAGUGCCUACAGUUUAAUUUAAGUAAGCAUGACCGCAGUCUUAAGGUAGUUUUUUAAAGGUACAGAGUAAAGAGUUAAAAAGGUGAAUCUGUUACAGGUGAUGAUUUUAAAGUUUCCCUCACGUCUGUCCUGAACUUAUAGAUUUUAUUUUACUCGUGCAUCGUGGUUAUCGUCUCGUGUUUAAAAGGGUGUUUGGUCUGUUCUGAUACAUUUGAGUGUUCUCUUCUUGUUACUAUGUGCAUCAAAAUCUGUAUGCGUGUGUGGUAAGCUGUGUAAGUCCUGUGUUUUUUCGUGUCUUAGGACUGUUUUUUUUUUUUUAUACAAGCGUCUAGUUGUAGUUGGACGUAUUGAAACGUCUGUAGCACCGGUAGACUGCAUUCCUCUCCUGUGGUACUGAUCUGACCAAAAGCUCUGUGGCAGGAGCGCAGAGGGAGAACAAAAAGAAAAAGGAACAAGCUGCUUCUUGUAACACGACAGAAAAAGCAACCCCUCCAUUUGUGGAGGAUGUUAAAUCACACAGCUGUGUCGCCAAUCAUGCUUUGGUUAUGAUCAAUAAUUGAGGCCUUCGUUACACAGUUUGGUGCUCCCUGGUCACAGAGGGAUUGUGUUUAUGUGGCGCUCACUGAUUGUAUAUAGAGAAAUAAAGAGUUUUUAAAAGAA
Messenger RNA from Notolabrus celidotus (New Zealand spotty), 3962 nucleotides. RefSeq names its product discoidin, CUB and LCCL domain containing 2 (gene dcbld2). The record is from RefSeq and is a predicted model, not a curated record. The transcript has 15 exons. NCBI's taxonomy places the organism in Eukaryota, Metazoa, Chordata, Actinopteri, Labriformes, Labridae. Bases 257 to 2347 code for a protein of 696 amino acids.